Messenger RNA from Bolinopsis microptera, 3669 nucleotides. Its product is annotated as ATP-binding cassette sub-family B member 6-like. Bases 113 to 2638 code for a protein of 841 amino acids. The record is from RefSeq and is a predicted model, not a curated record. Gene Ontology annotation, molecular function: ATP hydrolysis activity; ABC-type heme transporter activity; ATP binding. Gene Ontology annotation, cellular component: vacuolar membrane. Gene Ontology annotation, biological process: heme transport; transmembrane transport. NCBI's taxonomy places the organism in Eukaryota, Metazoa, Ctenophora, Tentaculata, Lobata, Bolinopsidae. The transcript is spliced from 22 exons.
CAACACUACUAUAUAACAAAUAAUUUGAGUGCACGAAGGAUUCAGAUGGACCAAUCUAGCUCGCCAACAUAACACAUAGCCUAACUGAGAUCUUACCAUCUUGAGGGAGAAAAUGAGGGUACUACUGCCUAAAGACAUCAAUGUGUGUCCUAUCUCGAUAACGCAAUGGUUUGAUGACGGUAUAAACCCAUGCAUGUACGAGUUGCUAUGUGCAACUCUUCUGGGAACCCUGGCGUUCUUCGGUCUCCUAGUUUCACUGAUCGCCCCCAAAGAACCGAUCAAACUCCCUACGUGGGGCAGCAGAUUAAAACUGCUGUGUCACGUGGUUGUGAUAGGAGUGCUGAUUGCUCGGAUGGUAACAUACAUCGUUAUGCAGGGUCCUUCAUACGCUUACCUCAUUAUUCAUAUCAGUAUAGACCUGAUAGCCUGGAUAAUUACCACAUCCCUCUAUCUGACCAGUAAGAAGAUGUUGCCCAUAGUACCGUCCCUGUUCUGGUUUGGUAACCUUGCUAGGUAUGCGGGCUCUUUCUCUGCUUGGAAUAGUCCGCACUGGUUCUUUCAAAGACAAGACACAUUGAACGAAGUACAGUUCUACCUGUACGUCGCGCAAGUAGCGAGUCUUCUCUACAUUUGUGUGUACAGUGUGUCUUCAGUGUUUUGCACGUGCUGCUGUAGACCCUCUGAUGGUGACAGAGUCCUCCUCAUUAACUCUGGUAGUGGCCCUGAAGUUCCUCAUCCUACCUCCUCUUCUACCCUCUUCAGCUCUGAUGCACAGGGACAGACAAACCCCCGGCUUCCUGGUGGACCUCGUCCUGACAUCACCUCCUCAUCUACCUGGUCUAACUUCUUCGUUAAAGUCAUCAAACUUUUCCCUUUCGUCUGGCCUAAAGGAUCCUUAAUGUUGCAGAUGUUUGUACUAAUAUGUAUUGCACUACUGGCGGCUGGACGUGCUAUAAACGUGCUCCUUCCUCUGUUAUACAGAGAUGCUGUGAACGAGUUGUCAACCGGAAAUUUAGCCCUCAAGACUAUCUGUCUCUACUGCUUGGUUUGCGCUGCUCAGGGCACUGGUAUGGGUAACAGCGGGCUGCUAGGCUCUACUCGCAGUCAACUGUGGUUAAGUAUUACGCAGUACACUAAUAAGGAGGUUAACUGUCAGCUCUUCAGACAUAUUCAGGAGUUAUCAAUUGCCUGGCAUCUGGGUCGGAAAACAGGGGAGGUGAUAAGAAUAGUGGACAGAUCCAGCAGUGCUAUCACCAACUUACUAAAUUAUAUCCUGUUCAGUAUUGGACCCUGUAUUAUAGAUCUUAUGAUCGCUAUUGUGUACUUUAUCAUUGCUUUUAACAUCUGGUAUGGACUCAUCAUCUUCGUUACAAUGUCUCUUUACAUGGUUGCCACAAUAGUUCUGACGGAAUGGAGAACCCAGUUUCGACGUACAAUGAACCAAUGUGAUAAUGAAGUGAAAGCUAAAGCAGUGGAUACGCUCCUCAACUUUGAAACUGUCAAAUACUACGGAGCUGAAGACUUCGAGUCUAACAGGUAUGCGAAGUCCCUAGGAGAAUACCUAACAGCUCAGUACAUGGCAGUCUCUACACUAAACCUCCUGAACCUGGUACAAAACAUGAUUAUCAGUGUAGGAACUCUGGGAGGCUGCAUUCUUAUUGUUUACGAUGUUCACGCUGGUAGACUCUCUGUUGGAGAUUUUGUACUGUUCGUAUCGUAUAUCAGACAACUGUACCUCCCCUUGAACUGGUUCGGGACCUACUACCGAAUGAUACAGAACAACUUCAUUGAUAUGGAGAAUAUGUUCGAGCUACUGGACCAACCCAAAGAUGUCUCCGAUCAACCUGAUGCUCCUGAAAUCAAUGUCACUGCGGGUAGAAUUUGUUUUGAUGACGUCACUUUCAAAUACAGAGAGGACAAGGAGGUCCUCAACAACAUUUCCUUUACUGUUGAGAGUGGUAAGUCGGUGGCGAUAGUUGGACCUUCUGGCCACGGCAAGUCCACGAUAAUGAAACUACUGUUCAGAUUCUACGAUAUCAACUCUGGUCUUAUUACUGUUGAUAAUCAGGAUAUUUCUGAGGUUACACAACAGUCUCUACGGAAAGCUAUAGGUGUUGUGCCUCAAGACACAGUUCUCUUUAACGACACUAUCAGAUACAAUAUCCGGUAUGGUCGAGUAGAGAGUACCGAUGUAGAAGUGGAGGAAGCUUCCAGAAACGCUGAUAUUUACGACUCUAUUGUCUCAUUCCCGGACGGAUACGACACGAAGGUGGGAGAGAGAGGACUGAAGUUGUCAGGGGGAGAGAAACAGAGGGUAGCCAUAGCCAGGACACUGCUCAAGUCACCUCAGAUUGUGCUGUUAGACGAGGCCACCUCAGCGCUGGACACAAACACUGAACGUAACAUCCAGGCUUCUCUUAACAAGGUGUGUGAGGGUAAGACGUCUCUGAUAAUAGCUCACAGACUUUCUACCAUUGUCCACUGUCACCAGAUACUAGUGCUGAAGGAGGGUCGCAUCGUGGAGCGGGGGACGCACGAGGAACUACUUGAACAAGGUACUGUUUAUUGCGAAAUGUGGAACCAACAGAUCUCAGGUAACGAGGAACUAGCCGACGACAGAGAGAUCGAGAAACCGUAAAGGAUUAGAAGAAGUCUUCACCUGCCACCAUCACUUCCUUUCAUAAUCUGUAAAGCCGUUAAUUGAUAUGCGUGUACAGUUAUAUGAAUAUGAACUCCUGGCUUAUUGACUUUGUGUGGUUUUAUUAUUGUCUUUCUUGGUUAUAGUAGUCAGCUAAAUAGUCAGACCCCCUUUUAAUGUGACCCUCUGGGUGGGACUUGUUUUAGACACACACAUGUAAUUGUAAUGAUGAAAGUAAGAGAUGCCUGGUAAAUGAGUGGAUGUUUACGGUAACUAGGUAUGUGGCUGUGCGUGGAUGAUAGUGCUAGUUUGCUCAACUACCCGUUUAAAUGCGGUCGUAUUAUUACUUGCUAAUAUGCGAUAAUUUAACAGAGUAUUUAAUUAAUUUAACAGAGUAGAUAGAUAGGUAUAGGCCAUGGGGCUGUGCCACGAUCGAAUUUCAAGGUUCGGUGACCCUUACCCAGACCGUUAUUAACCAUUUUGCCCCCCUGUCUUGUGUAACAUAAUUAUAGAUGAUUGGUAGUAAGUUAUUAUUAUGAUCCUUAAAUACACCUUAACCCGGAUGAAUCAGUAGAUAUUGAUCGAUCAAUAUUUAUUGUCUCAUCCGGGUUUUGUUGACCUGUUUAUGUGUAUUUAUUACUCCGUGUUAUGUUUUCAAGAAAUGGUGCUUUGUAUUUUACCGCACUGUGUACUGUGUAUAGAAUUUUAGUUUUCCUCAGUUUCCUGUUAGUGCAACUGUAUGCUAAUAGAAUUUCGUUUCACUGGAUUCAGUUGUGUGCCUUGGUCGUAAUGUGCCCCGCACAUUUCACUCUAUAUGUUUUUGUAUAUUGUGCUGUGAUGUGUGAAUAGACGAGGAUUCUUGUGAGGAGGUACCUUUUAACACGUGACAGUGAUUCCGGGGUUUGAUUGGUCAAUAAUAGAGGCUGAUUGGUUUACUGCUGUCAAGUGUAACAAAUGCUGUACCUCUUCACAAGAAUCCACAUCUAUAGUCUAUAUACCUCAUUCUGUUAAUUUUUAUUAAACAUUCAAUU